UGAGCUCUCAGAGCGUCCUGCUUCUCCGACGGGGACGGGACGCCAUCUUGUUUGUUUUAGUGGAAGAGGAGGCGGAGGGGUACCGGGGAAAAAAAUAAUCCCCAAUCAACGGCAGCGACGGCACGGCCGGCAAAAGCAGAAACGCGCCAGACGGCUAACCGGCCUGACGCAUCCCCCACUUCCCCUUUCCCUUGUGGUGAGAAGGCAUCGAGACGAUGUUUUACGCCCACUUUGUCCUCAGCAAACGUGGGCCGCUGGCUAAAAUCUGGCUGGCGGCCCACUGGGACAAGAAGCUGACCAAGGCACAUGUUUUUGAGUGCAAUCUGGAGAGCAGCGUGGAGAGCAUCAUCUCACCCAAGGUAAAGAUGGCUUUACGGACUUCAGGGCAUCUGCUGCUGGGGGUGGUGCGAAUCUACCACAGGAAGGCCAAAUACCUGCUGGCAGACUGUAAUGAGGCCUUUAUCAAGAUCAAGAUGGCAUUUAGACCAGGUGUGGUGGAUCUUCCAGAGGAGAACAGAGAAGCAGCAUACAACGCUAUCACUCUGCCCGAGGAGUUUCACGAUUUUGACCAGCCACUGCCAGACUUAGAUGACAUUGAUGUGGCUCAGCAGUUCAACUUGAACCAGAGCAGGGUGGAGGAGAUCACCAUGAGAGAGGAGGUGGGCAACCUCAACCUGCUGCAGGACAAUGAUUUCGCUGACUUUGGGAUGGAUGACCGGGAAAUGAUGCGAGAGGAGAGCGCGUUUGAGGUGGACAUUAUGGGAGCAUCUGCUUCGAACUUGCUGCUGGAGGCUGAGGGUGGUGCUAAUCAGAUGGCUGACAAGUCCAACCAUUUGGAAUAUGAUGACCAGUACAAGGAUGACUUUGGAGACAACCCCAUGGAGAGCAAUGAGGGAGGCAUGCUGGUGGACAAGCUGCUGAGUAACGAGGAUGGAGGCGGCAUCUUUGACGACCCUCCUGCCAUCACAGAGAGUGUGAUGAUGCCUCAGGAACACGGAGAUGAUGAUGAUGACUUUGAUGCUCUCUCAGCGGGAGCCCCAGAUAGUCCGGACUCAGGCCCAACAGAGCCCCUACCAGCUAUGACUGACCAGGCAGAGCAAACUACUCUGGUCCACAACGAGGAAGAAACCUUUGCCCUGGAGCCCAUCGACAUCACAGUGAAGGAGACCAAGGCAAAGCGUAAGAGGAAGCUGAUUGUAGACAGCGUGAAGGAGUUGGAUAGUAAAACUAUUCGUGCACAGCUUUCUGAUUACUCCGACAUUGUCACAACCCUGGAUCUGGCUCCGCCCACAAAGAAACUGAUGAUGUGGAAGGAGACAGGAGGAGUCGAGAAGCUUUUCUCCCUUCCAGCUCAACCUCUAUGGAACGCCAGACUGCUCAAGAUGUUUACAAGAUGCCUGACACCAUUAGUCCCAGACGAACUGAGGAAGAGGAGGAAAGGUGGAGAAGCCGACAGUCUGGAUGAGUUUCUCAAAGAUCUAGAGAACCCCGAAGUGCCAAGAGAGGAAACAACAGGCCACCAACAGAGAGACAUCAUGGACCAGACCAUCAUGGAAGAGGCCAGCGUGCUGCAGACUUCAGCUGUAGAGGGGAGCAGGACAACCCUGGAUGAGUCGGUCAUGCCACCUCCAUCCUCCCAACGAGGCCUGAAACGCAAGGCCCAGGACACAGAGCCAGCCCUCCCUAUGGGGGCCUUGGACCAACAGCAGCAGCAGCAGCAACAGCAACAACAGGGGUCCAGACCAUCUAAUGCACCCCAACAGCUCGAGGCAUCCACUGUGGAGGUACCCCCAGAGGAAACAACCACCACCAACAUCAGCCAGCUGAUAGAACUGGACCUGCUCACCGACAAGGACAAGAAGAAGAAUGAUGAUGACUCUGAUGAAGAGGAGGAGGAGGCGCAGGGAGGAGACCAGGACCAGGAGGAGAGGAGGUGGAACAAAAGAACCCAGCAGAUGCUUCAUGGUCUCCAGAGGGUGAUGGCUAAAACGGGUGCCCAGUCGGUCAGCCUGCUGGAUCUAUGCAGGAACAACAACAGGAAGCAGGCAGCCGCCAAGUUCUACAGCUUUCUGGUCUUGAAGAAGCAGCAGGCAGUGGAGCUCGUCCAGGAGGAGCCUUACAGUGACAUCAUCGCUACGCCGGGGCCUCGCUUCCACAUCGUCUAAAAAAACCCCCAUUCAUUUUAAUCUUAAAAAAAAAAAAAAAACUGCUCCGAGGUCAGUACUUUUAGUCAGCAGCACUAUCUGUUAGUUUAGCACAAGUUUUAUUUAAGUAUGCUGAGAUUGUUUUGUUUGUGAAAUGGUUUCAUUUUUGCAUCAUUUAAAUGUGAAGCAGUGGUGGUUCAGUGGAAGUGGGUCUGACUAACGUAGUUGGAACUCAAACAAUGAACAUAUUUAUUAUUUACUCACUUUAUAUCCCAAUCAGUAUAAAGGAUCACCUGCAUCUCAUUGUUUGUGGCUGCUGGCGUCUCACCAAAGUGAAGGAGUCCAGUGUAAUGAUUUGUUUACAGUCAGUCAAACAUGUUACUUCUAUUUUUCUCACUACUGCAGGUGAAGGUUUCCUUCUGAAGUCUCUCACCAUCAUAUUAGACAGAAGGAGCAUGCACUGUUUCCAAGAGUACAUUUAAACAGUUAUUAUAGUAGUUCUCUACAGACUCAACCAGCAGCUAAUCAUUAUACAGCUGUAGAGUAGCACUUUAAGUAUUACAGACUCUAAGUUGUUGUUGCUGUUGCUGUCAGUAAAAAAAAAAUUAAAAAAAUAGACACGACCCAAAUCCACACAACAUACUAAUUUCUAAGCAGGAUUUGAGGAUUGUGUAAACUUAAAAAUAGUGAUGGCUACCAGCCUCCUGACACAAAUCCUAU
Messenger RNA from Oreochromis niloticus (Nile tilapia), 2864 nucleotides. It is a transcript of the gene rad21b, whose product is annotated as RAD21 cohesin complex component b. Gene Ontology annotation, biological process: sister chromatid cohesion; replication-born double-strand break repair via sister chromatid exchange. Lineage: Eukaryota; Metazoa; Chordata; Actinopteri; Cichliformes; Cichlidae. The transcript is spliced from 14 exons. Gene Ontology annotation, cellular component: cohesin complex. The coding region runs from base 216 to 2165 and encodes 649 amino acids. The record is from RefSeq and is a predicted model, not a curated record. Gene Ontology annotation, molecular function: chromatin binding; protein binding.